AUGGCCUGGGACCUUUUGCGCGUCAACUUUACGCUGCCUGAUGCCGACGACAGCGCUGUGCUUGCUGCGCUCCAAGCCCGACUUCGUCCAUACCGCAUCGAAGAAGGCUCUGCUCCGCACGAUCCAAGCGACGCGUUGUGGCUGCCGCUGCUCCUCACGGGGUCGCCGGGCAUUGGCAAGUCGGUGCUUCUCAUCCUCUUUUGCGCUUACCUCGGUGUGUACCACGACGUCAACAUUCUACUCGUGCGCCGCGUGAAGAACAUCGAUUGGGACACCCCGGAUGGCGCUACGCUGGGCGACGCUGUCUUUUGGUUUCGCGGUGGGCACGUGACCAAGUACCCCGACUUCAACCGAGACAACUUCUCGCACCUCCUCGACGCGUUCAAGUCCGAGACCCACGCCAAAGGAAAAACGCACCUCUGCCGUGGCCUCGAGUGA
Messenger RNA from Saprolegnia diclina VS20, 438 nucleotides. RefSeq lists its product as hypothetical. The record is from RefSeq and is a predicted model, not a curated record. The transcript has 2 exons. Lineage: Eukaryota; Oomycota; Saprolegniomycetes; Saprolegniales; Saprolegniaceae. The coding region runs from base 1 to 438 and encodes 145 amino acids.